Messenger RNA from Pogonomyrmex barbatus (red harvester ant), 2634 nucleotides. RefSeq names its product adaptor protein complex 2, mu subunit (gene AP-2mu). Gene Ontology annotation, biological process: intracellular protein transport; vesicle-mediated transport. Gene Ontology annotation, cellular component: clathrin adaptor complex. NCBI's taxonomy places the organism in Eukaryota, Metazoa, Arthropoda, Insecta, Hymenoptera, Formicidae. The record is from RefSeq and is a predicted model, not a curated record.
GUGGCAUUUUUCGUUGGCGAUAUCGGAAAGUGGGUGUUGCUUCCGUCACCUAUCCGUCGGCUCGCGUUGAGCGGCGAGAGUACUGUGUCACGACUAACGAAAAAGCGGAAUCGCCAACGAAGGAGAAAAACUCCUAGUGGAUCACUUUCGAGAGAGCCAUGCAUUGAUUUUGACUGAAAAAGUUAGACAUUGCCCUCUGUCAAGAUGAUAGGGGGUUUAUUUGUUUAUAAUCAUAAGGGAGAGGUGCUCAUUUCCCGAGUGUAUCGAGAUGAUAUUGGCCGUAAUGCAGUAGAUGCGUUUCGAGUUAAUGUCAUUCAUGCACGACAGCAAGUGCGCUCGCCUGUAACCAACAUUGCCAGAACAUCAUUUUUCCAUAUAAAACGCGCUAACAUUUGGUUAGCUGCUGUAACCAAACAAAAUGUCAAUGCAGCUAUGGUAUUUGAAUUACUAUUAAAAAUCAUAGAUGUUAUGCAAUCCUAUUUCGGCAAGAUUUCAGAAGAAAACAUCAAGAACAAUUUCGUGCUUAUCUACGAGCUGCUCGAUGAAAUACUUGACUUUGGAUAUCCACAGAACUGUGAUACAGGAGUACUGAAGACAUUUAUCACUCAACAAGGCGUGAAAUCAGCCACCAAGGAGGAACAAGCUCAGAUAACAUCGCAAGUCACAGGUCAGAUUGGAUGGAGACGAGAGGGUAUCAAAUAUAGGCGCAAUGAACUCUUUUUAGAUGUACUUGAAUAUGUAAAUCUAUUGAUGAGCCCUCAAGGUCAGGUUCUUAGUGCACAUGUUGCUGGAAAGGUGGUAAUGAAAUCUUACUUGUCUGGUAUGCCGGAAUGCAAAUUUGGGAUUAACGACAAGAUCGUUAUGGAAGCGAAAGGUAUGAAAGGGGGUGGCGGAUUGGGAGGUGGAGGCGAUGAUCCUACUGGCGCUAGAUCCGGCAAGCCGGUUGUCGUUAUUGAUGAUUGCCAAUUCCAUCAGUGCGUUAAACUUAGUAAAUUUGAGACCGAACAUUCCAUUAGUUUUAUACCGCCGGAUGGUGAAUUCGAGCUGAUGAGAUACCGUACCACAAAGGAUAUAUCAUUGCCUUUCCGCGUAAUACCGUUAGUGCGUGAAGUAGGCCGAACGAAAAUGGAAGUCAAGGCGGUUUUGAAAUCAAACUUUAAGCCAUCAUUGCUGGGGCAGAAAAUAGAGGUGCGUGUGCCGACGCCAUUAAAUACUGCCGGCGUGCAGCUGAUAUGUUUGAAGGGUAAGGCGAAAUACAAAGCAUCGGAGAACGCAAUUGUAUGGAAGAUCAAGCGCAUGGCCGGCAUGAAGGAGACACAACUGUCCGCCGAAAUCGAUCUGUUAGAGACGGACACGAAAAAGAAGUGGACGAGGCCGCCGAUAUCGAUGAACUUCGAGGUGCCGUUCGCGCCGUCCGGUUUCAAAGUGCGCUAUUUGAAAGUUUUCGAGUCCAAACUAAAUUACUCCGAUCACGAUGUGAUUAAAUGGGUCCGUUAUAUAGGACGCAGCGGCUUGUAUGAGACGCGGUGUUAAUGAUCCCGAAUCUCGGUGUCGAGACGUAAAUAAUUGUAAAGAAUUAAUCUCAAUAUGAAAAUCACGACUAUAAAUGUCGAUAUUGGACUCGAUAUAAGUUUCAUUGUAGCGCAUAUCCUUGAAGCAACGAUCUGAAAUUAUUCGGAUAAUUCCGAAUCAUGCACGAUAUAUAGUUACAGAAGUAUGGACAAUGUAUCGGAGAAAAAUUCCGUUGUCAGCACAAAAUUUAUGUAUAAUUGCAAGAAUUUUUUUUUUGUUACAUAGUAUACUGUAAAAGUGAUAUUCGUUUAAAUUGGUCUUAUUUGACGAUGUUACUAUGUGUGUUAGAAAAAGGUUUGCAAAGGUAGAAAUAAAAAUGUAACUUAUGGAAGAAACUUAUAGAAGAAUUAUCAAGCGAUAAUUAUCGUAAUAAUUAAUAUUGGACAGAUUAUUUCUUUCGUGCCAAUUUUUCAUGUCGUCCAUAUUUUUAAUAUUGAUUUUUAAUAACGACAAUAUCAUGCCGUAUAAAUUGGAUUGUAUAAAGUAUAUUGAGAUUUUAUGAAUUUUUUUAAAUCGAAAGUUUAUUGCUGAAAAUUAUAAUAAGUACAAUCAUGAAUUUCUUAUAUACUUUUACUUGAAUCAUCGGAUGAGAUUUUUUUUUUUUGUUCCAUUUUAAUGCCGACGAAAUCAUUAAAAGUUGUUAGUAUUAUAUGAUUCCGAAGCUAAUUAAUAAUAAAUACUCUAAAUUUAUUUUUCGAAUUAAUUUAAUCACAAAUGUAUUUGUAGGAUUGUUAUUGUGUAAUGAAUAUUUUUUUUGCACCGCAUCAUGAAUUUCUGUAUUAUAUAUAAUGUAUUGCUAUAUAUACGCGAAUUUUAAUUACUCGGUUUUUGCGGGUUUGAUGAUAUAUGGAGUUACGGCCUCUUUGGUAUCCAAGUUUGAGCGAAACUGAACAAAUCUGUGGGUCAUCCGAUGCGCUCAAUGAAAUGUAGAAUGCUAUUAAUCUGUUAUCCAUGUAUGAGAAUAAAAGUAGAAAAAAGCAUUGAUCGAUUGUACGAGCGUGAUUGAUUUUGUCUCUCUAAAAGAACGCUCAUAUGCGUAAUAAAACAUAUGUGUAAUAUAAA